Cordyceps fumosorosea ARSEF 2679 is the source of this 2781-nucleotide messenger RNA. Its product is annotated as DNA mismatch repair protein MSH2. Gene Ontology annotation, biological process: mismatch repair; mitotic recombination. The transcript has 3 exons. The record is from RefSeq and is a predicted model, not a curated record. Bases 1 to 2781 code for a protein of 926 amino acids. Gene Ontology annotation, cellular component: nucleus; MutSalpha complex. Gene Ontology annotation, molecular function: mismatched DNA binding; ATP-dependent DNA damage sensor activity; ATP binding. NCBI's taxonomy places the organism in Eukaryota, Fungi, Ascomycota, Sordariomycetes, Hypocreales, Cordycipitaceae.
AUGGCUUCCCGUCCGGAACUCAAGCUCGACGACGAGGGCGGCUUCAUCCGCUUCUUCAAGUCGCUCCCCGCCGUCAACGACGACACCGUCCGAAUCUUUGACCGAGGCGACUGGUACACAUCCCACGGCGACGAUGCCAAUUACAUUGCCAACACGGUCUACAAAACCACCUCCGUCGUCCGGCAGCUUGGCCGCAAUGACCAUACCGGCCUUCCCUCCGUCACUAUGACCGUCACAGUAUUCCGCCAGUUCCUGCGCGAGGCCCUCUUUAAGCUUGGGCGCCGCGUCGAGAUCUGGCAGAGCCCCAACGGCCGCAUGAACUGGAAGUGCACCAAACAGGCCUCCCCUGGCAACCUGCAGGACGUCGAGGACGACCUCGGCGGCCAGGUCGAGUCCGCCCCCAUGAUAAUGGCCGUUAAGAUUACUGCCCGCGCUUCCGAGGCCCGCGCUGUCGGCGUUUGCUUCGCCGACGCCUCCGUCCGCGAGCUCGGCGUCAGCGAGUUCCUCGACAACGACCUCUACUCCAACUUUGAAGCCCUUCUCAUCCAGCUCGGCGUCCGCGAAUGCCUUCUGCCCCAGGACAACAAGACCGAAAAGGACCGCGACCCGGAGCUCGCCAAGCUCCGCCAGAUCAUCGACAACUGCGGCGUCGCCGUCGCCGAGCGCCCCGCCGCCGACUUUGCCACCCGUGACAUCGACCAGGACCUCGCCCGCCUUCUCAAGGACGAAAAAGCCACCGCCCUCCUGCCCCAGACCGACCUCAAGCUCGCCAUGGGAUCCGCCGCGUCCCUCAUCAAGUACCUAGGCAUUCUCCAGGACUCCUCCAACUUUGGCCAGUAUCAGCUCUACCAACACGACCUCGCCCAGUUUAUGAAGCUCGACGCCGCGGCCCUUAAGGCCCUGAGCCUGAUGCCCGGGCCCCGCGACGGUGCCAAGACGAUGAGCAUUUUUGGCGUGCUGAACCACUGCAAGACGCCUGUGGGCAGCCGCCUGCUGGCGCAGUGGCUUAAGCAGCCGCUCAUGAGCAAGGAAGAGAUUGAGAGGCGCCAGCAGCUGGUCGAGGCCUUCGUUACCGAUACGGAGCUCCGCCAGACGAUGCAGGAAACGCACCUGCGCUCCGUUCCGGACCUUUACCGGCUGUCGAAGCGCUUCCAGCGCGGCAAGGCCAACCUGGAAGACGUCGUCCGCGCGUACCAGGUCAUCAUCCGCCUUCCCGGCUUCAUCGGCACAUUUGAGGGCGUCAUGGACGAGGCUUAUCGCGAUCCCCUCGACGAAGCCUACACCACCAAGCUCCGCGAGCUGUCCGACAGCCUCGGCCGGCUGCAGGACAUGGUCGAGCAGACGGUCGACCUCGACGCCCUGGACCGCCACGAGUACAUUAUUAAGCCCGACUACGACGCGGGCCUGCGCGUCAUCCGCAAGAAGCUCGACCAGCUCGACCGCAGCAUUCGCGAAGAAUUCCGCGAAGCCGCUCAAGACCUCGGGCAGGAGGCCGACAAAAAGAUCUUCCUUGAGACCGGCCACAAGGUACACGGGGUGUGCAUGCGGCUGACGCGGCAGGAAGCCGGCUGCAUCCGCAACAAGGCCAAGUACCAGGAGUGCUCGACGCAAAAGAAUGGCGUCUACUUCACCACCAAGAAGCUGCAGGCGUACCGGCGGGAGCACGACCAGCUGUCGCAAAACUACAACCGGACGCAGAGUGGUCUCGUGCAUGAGGUGGUGCAGGUGGCGGCAUCGUACUGCCCGGUGCUGGAGCGGCUGGCGGGCGUGCUGGCGCACCUCGACGUUAUCGUGUCGCUCGCGCACAGCGCCGUGCACGCGCCCGAGGCGUACGUGCGGCCGACCAUCCACCCACGCGGGCAGGGCGAGACGCGGCUGGUUGGCGCGCGGCACCCGUGCCUGGAGCUGCAGGACGACGUGCAGUUCAUCACCAACGACGUGACGCUGACGCGCGACACCUCGUCCUUCCUCGUCAUCACGGGGCCCAACAUGGGCGGCAAGUCGACCUACAUCCGGCAGGUGGCGGCGAUCGCGCUCAUGGCGCAGGUCGGCAGCUUCGUGCCGUGCUCCGCCGCCGAGCUGACCCUCUUCGACGCCGUCCUCGCGCGCGUCGGCGCCAGCGACUCCCAGCUCAAGGGCGUGUCGACCUUCAUGGCCGAGAUGCUCGAGACGGCCAACAUCCUCAAGUCGGCCACCGCCGAGUCGCUCAUCAUCAUCGACGAGCUCGGCCGCGGCACAUCCACCUACGACGGCUUCGGCCUCGCCUGGGCCAUCUCGGAGCACAUCGUCAAGGAGAUCCGCUGCUUCGCGCUCUUCGCCACGCACUUCCACGAGCUCACCGCCCUCGCCGACCAACACCCCAACGUCGCCAACCUGCACGUCACGGCGCACAUCGGCAGCGGCGACGCGGGCGAGAAGCGCGACGUCACGCUGCUGUACAAGGUCGAGCCCGGCGUGUGCGACCAGAGCUUCGGCAUCCACGUCGCCGAGCUGGUGCGCUUCCCGGACAAGGUGGUGCGCAUGGCCAAGCGCAAGGCCGACGAGCUCGAGGACUUCACGACCAAGCACGAGGACGGCGAGGACGGCCUCGCGCUGCGGUACACCAAGGAGGACGUCGAGCAGGGCAGCGCGAUGCUCAAGCGCGUGCUGGCGCGCUGGCGCGACGAGGUGAGCGGUUCCGGGCUGAGCAAGGACGAGCAGGUCGCGCGCCUCAAGGCGCUGGUCGGCGCCGACCAGGAGCUCCUGGCCAACCCGUUCUUCCAGUCUGUCAAGGCGCUGUGA